Molecule: messenger RNA, 2527 nt
Organism: Phragmites australis (common reed)
Lineage: Eukaryota; Viridiplantae; Streptophyta; Magnoliopsida; Poales; Poaceae
Product: pentatricopeptide repeat-containing protein At5g18390, mitochondrial
Exons: 2
Coding region: 91-1533 (480 amino acids)
Molecular function (GO): protein binding
Source: RefSeq, a predicted model, not a curated record
CGACGACAUCAACGUGAGGCUGUUUUUAUACCCACCACAAACCCUAGAGCCGUGGGCUCUGAUGGGCCAGCUCGGUGUAACCGAAGGCCCAUGUUAAUGACGGGCCGCUUCGUCUCCCAAGGCUCGUCAAUGCCAAUCGCAGUGUGGCGGCCGCAGCCGAGGCGAACCAUGCCGGCGUCCGCCGUCUUCCGCCGCCUCGCCAUCGGCCUCCGCCGCCUUGCCACGCUCCCGGAGUGCUCCGCGGCCGCGGCGGGGGCUCCGCAGCACCCGACCUCGAAGGACGCCUACUUCGCGGCGGUGCACCACCUCUCAACCAUCGUGCGGCGCGAUUUCUACCUGGAGCGCACCCUGAACCGCCUCCGCCUCCCGUCGCCGUUCCCGCCCGACCUAGCGCUCCGCGUCAUCCGGGCCGCCGCCCCCACCGCGCCUCUGCACGCCACGCGCUUCCUCGCCUGGCUCCGCGCCAAGCCGUCAUUCGCCGCCUCCGCGGAGCAUUUCGACGCGCUGCUCCUCCCGCUCGCGCGCGCACGCCUCUUCCCCCACCUUUGGUCCCUCGCCUCCGACAUGCGCGGCCUCGGUCUCCCCCUCUCGCCGACCACCUUCUCCGCGGUCAUCUCCUCCUACGGCCGCUCCCGCCUCCCCGACCAGGCCGUCGAGGUGUUCAACCGCCUCCCCCGAUUCGGCUGCCCCCAGACCACCGAGGUCUACAACGCCCUCCUCGACGCGCUCUGCGCCAACGGCAACUUCGCCGGCGCCUACAAGCUGCUACGCCGCAUGUCGCGCAAGGGCGUCACCCCCGACCGCACCACGUUCAGCACCCUCGUCGACUCCUGGUGCGCGGCGGGGAAGCUCCGGGAGGCGCAGGCGUUCCUCGACGACAUGGCGAGCCGCGGGUUCCGCCCACCUGUGCGGGGCCGGGACCUCCUCGUCGACGGGCUCGUCCGCGCUGGGCUCCUGGAGGAGGCCAAGGCCUUCGCCCUCCGCAUGACCAAGGAGGGCGUCCUCCCCGACGUUGCCACAUUCAACUCGCUCGCCGAGGCGCUCUGUAAUGCUGGAGAUGUGGAGUUCGCCGUGGCUCUUCUUGCCGACGCUUCCAGUCGCGGCCUGUGCCCGGACAUCUCAACAUACAAGGUGAUGCUGCCAGCUGUGGCCAAGGCUGGCCGAAUUGAGGAGGCAUUCCGGUUGUUCUAUGCAGCUGUCGAGGAUGGUCAUCGGCCGUUCCCAAGCCUCUAUGCAGCGAUCGUCAAGGCACUUUGUAAGGCAGGGCGAUUUGCUGAUGCCUUCGCCUUCUUUGGUGAUAUGAAGACGAAGGGGCACCCACCGAAUCGGCCUGUAUAUGUUAUGCUUGUCAAAAUGUGUGUGAGGGGCGGUCGGUUCAUAGAGGCUGCUAACUACCUCGUUGAGAUGAGUGAGGCUGGGUUUGAACCACGGGCACCGACCUUUAAUGUCGUAGUUGAUGGGCUGCGACAUUGUGGGAAGCAUGACCUAGCCCGGAAAUUGGAGCAGCUUGACAUGUCCGUGAAGGGAAAUUGAAUGUAUCAGGAACUAGAUGUGGAUUCCCUUUGCAAGUUGUGUGGCACUGCUGCUGGAUUUUCAGUCUUUCAGAGUGGCCUGGGUGAGGAUUACAUCAUGAAUUUUCCGUCUUGUUGGCACAGUGCUUCAGAUUGGCCUUGGUGAGGAUCCAGUGUUCAAAUAAUCUACAGUAGGUGGAAAGUUGACCUGCAACAGCAUUGCUGGUACCAUGCAAUGAGAAAUUACCCUUAACUUAGGGUGUCUUAAGCCAAGUCAAAGUGACGCAUAAUUGACUAGCUUGAUGCAACCAGGUGUGUGGUGGCUCCAUGGUUGAUAGCAGGCAUUGCCGCUUGAAGUUGUCUGUGAGGCAUUUCUCUAGAAUUUGAGCACGCAGGAUCUACCUGGAAAGGAAAAGCUGUAGGGUCACGGUGGAUUGCGUCGUUGUAUGUCCUGUUGGGUGGCUCAGAUCUUUGAUAUUCAGAAAAAGGAGCUUGUUUUCAGAAGGAGUCCAUUAAGAACCUUUUGUCAUAUCAUGGUUGUGCUAUUAACAACGAAUUUCCCUGUGCUGCAAAUGUGGGAAGUGAAGGAUUGUGAAGACAGGAGCUCAACUGCAACAGCGCGCACUGCUGGAGAAUCAAGAUAGAAGAAGCUGCAAUCCCAGACAAAUAUUUUCAUGGUAGCUGAUGUGAGGGGGGGACAGGGAGCUGCUGAAGGCUGAUAUAGUCUCCAUUUUUUUGUCUGAGUUGCAAUUUAUGGUUGGUAAACUUUGAACCAUUUGAUAGUUUUUCUUGUAAAAUGUCAGUGGUUUGGUAACUUGUUAAACUUUCGUUCCGUGGGAAAACUUGCGUUCUGAGGACUGAAUGGUCAACCUCAAACACAAUGUUACAGUGCUUCAGAUUCUUGUUAGAAUUUUUUUUUCUGCUUGCCUGUACAGUUGCUGUGAAAUUACCACGUUCCAAAGAGGCCCAUAACACAUGUAAAACUGAAUUCUCGGUUGUUUUUGGGCAUCCUGAUC